Messenger RNA from Caenorhabditis remanei, 1386 nucleotides. RefSeq lists its product as uncharacterized. NCBI's taxonomy places the organism in Eukaryota, Metazoa, Nematoda, Chromadorea, Rhabditida, Rhabditidae. The transcript has 3 exons. Bases 1 to 1386 code for a protein of 461 amino acids. The record is from RefSeq and is a predicted model, not a curated record.
AUGACAACUCGUCGUCCUCAACCAUUGUUCUAUGAUACUUUGAAGUGUGUGGGUUUGUACUUGGAGCCUAAUUUGAGAUUCCAACUAUCACUACGAUGCCUCGGAUUCCGUUCUGUACACAAGACCCAACCUGUUAGAAUCCAUAACUUGAAAAUGCGUCCGAACAAUUUUGAAGUCAACGGCACCGUCUUCAGUGUAGGAAUCAUCAGGAAAUACGCAAGAACGACACCGACUCCAAAACCAGUGAAAGUGUCGAAUGCCGGCGGUGGAAUCCAGUAUGACGUGGAUAGGUAUGGCAUAAGAAGUGAUGGACGUGAGGAGGAGAAUCAAGAGAUGGAGGCUGCAAUGCGUGACGCCACCCAAGUCACCCGUUUGGAAGAGCGGUUGCAGUGGCUGGUGAGAAGUCGUGAGAGACAGAGAUGGGAUGUGGUGCCUGACUUGGAUCUUGCGAUAGAGUCGAAAAGAUUGGAGAUUCUCUCCUAUCGAAUGCGAAUGACUAACCAGGAGCCACCGUUCACUCAAUAUCUCCAAUUGACGAUUACCAAUGGCACUGUGCAGAACGUGGAGCGUGUGGAGUAUGACAAGAAUCUCAAGUACACGAGUGACUACAUUCUUGGGCGGAUCUUUGGUGUGGUCAAAGUUCAAGUCGGAAGCCUACAAAUCGGAGAAGACAACUUCCACCACCGUUUUAGGUUCUUCUUUCAUCAAUUCGCUGAUGAGCAGCAGUUCGCCGAGCAACAAGAAGGACCGGGCAACGCGUUUCAUGUUAACACACUCAAUGGUCAAAUAGAGUCAUUGUUGCCAGUUCAGGAUGGGAAUUUGGAAGUUGCGGAGAUGCGAGUCACCGGGAAUUUGAAAAACGCACUGGCUAGUAUCCAAACAAAACUAACCGAGACACACACUCCCUUGAAGAAGUUAACAUGUGCCUAUCAACCACUUCCGGAUGAGCCAGUGCUUCAAAACGCUGAGUUUUUGUGUGUCGCUAGAACUGGAUGUCUGAAAGUGUUCAGUGGUAACCUCAACAAUCGAAUCCAUCUUGCGGAGUGUGUUGUCGUGGAAACGGACUUUAUGAAUCUUGUCAACAAAUGGGCGAUGGAAAAAAGCGAGGUUGGCAGAUUCUACUCCAUCGGAUUCAGAAAAGUCAAGGAAAUAGAGGAGUUCUUCACCCUGUUCAUAAACAUUCCAGGUGCUGAAAGGGGAGAUAACGAGGAGACAAGAUGGUCCCAGUUUCCAGAAUGUAUCAUCAUCCCGAUGAGAUACGAGACCGAGUUGAAUGUGUGGUUUGAGGAAACAAAUGAGGAGGAUAAGGUGUACUGUGACACUAAGUUCAUAGUGAAGAUCAAAGUGCAGAACAGCGGAUAUGCACAAGUUCAUGGAUCGUUCUAA